AUGUCGUUCCUGAAUCUUGUUGAUUUCGACGGGUCGAUAAAGCGGAACAAAAAACAGGAAGCGGUGUUGAACACUUUCAAUGAUCGGGAAAAAUUUUUACGCGAACUCGAAGCGCAGAGGAGAGCAAGAGCAGUUGAUCAGAAGCAGAAGAACGCAGCCAUAGUUGUACAGAGGUCAUGGCGUGCUCAUCGAGCUCGCAUCAUUGUAGCUCGCCAGCUCAGAGAGGAUUUCGAUAAAGUUGGCAGGCCGACAACGAAUGAGGCGCUAAAUCUGCAAAUUACGCGAAUAAAUGUGUUCUAUCAUCACCCGGACGAUGAUAGUCGUUUGAUUACCCUUUGCUCAACUGCACUGGGUUUGCGGAGCAGUUUCGGGGAAGAAGAAUUGGUGGCAACUCAACGGAGAAUAGUCUUCUACAAAUGCCUUCUGAAAUUCUUGUCUCAUGCUGGAAAAGAUACAAAUUUCGUGAUGCCUAUCAGGUUCCUUGAUACAUUUGCUCACUCUCAGGAUUGCAUUUCCCUAGUGAGGAUGGGUUACUUCGAAUGUUUUUUGAAUUUAAUUGCAAAGCUGGCUCCGCCACAUAACGACGAACUUUCUUUCGUAACUGAUAGGCGGCUACCACCGCGUCUCGAAUCGCUUUGUGAGCACCUCAUGGUCCCUGUUAUAAGAACAUCAUCAGAAGAAAGGGUAUGGGCUCUGCGCUCCUUGAUUCGGUCAAUAGUGAUCAACAAGAACUUGACGUCAAUGGUCCUAAUAGUGAUGCCUUAUAUUUCACGUUGUUUCUACGAUUCUAAGGUUUCAUUAUGUGAUCUGCUGAAUGGCUUUGGACGAUAUCCUUCUCAUGAUACCGUCCCGGCUGGUCUCUGUUCGACAUUUUUUGUGAGCACCAUCUUGAGGGCAUGCUCUCAGAAGGAAUUAACUGAUGAAGAGAAGUUUCUGCUUUUGUCGACGUGUGCUGGGUUCAAAGAAGCGUAUCAGAGAGACAAUUCUGCUGGAGCUUCCAUGAUGACAAACGUAAAUAAGGUAUGA
Molecule: messenger RNA, 1026 nt
Organism: Cooperia oncophora
Lineage: Eukaryota; Metazoa; Nematoda; Chromadorea; Rhabditida; Trichostrongylidae
Source: the annotation of a GenBank genome assembly